Messenger RNA from Aphanomyces invadans, 1197 nucleotides. RefSeq lists its product as hypothetical. The record is from RefSeq and is a predicted model, not a curated record. Gene Ontology annotation, biological process: microtubule-based process. NCBI's taxonomy places the organism in Eukaryota, Oomycota, Saprolegniomycetes, Saprolegniales, Verrucalvaceae. The coding region runs from base 28 to 966 and encodes 312 amino acids. Gene Ontology annotation, cellular component: dynein complex. The transcript has 5 exons.
CUCGCAUCGGGCAUUGUUGUCAACCUCAUGGUGGUGGCCGCGGGAACGUUCACCGUGUUGAGUCGGCCAAGUGCGUCGUUGGCGCUUCAGAGCGCAGUCCUGCAGGCUGUCCAGCGUGGCGCGGCGACGGCCAAAACACUCAAGGAAUUGGCCACCGUGGUGCAAGCCGAUCUCGACGACAAGCACGGUCUCGGCUGGCAUGUGGUCGCGGGCAAGGACUUUGCCGUCGACAUUCGCUACCGCAAGGGUUGCUGUGCUGUUCUGCACAACAAGGCCGCUGGGAUCAAGGUCGUUGUGUACCGCACGACCGUUGCGACGACGGCCACCUCCACCGCUGGGUCCAUCGCGCUUCCUUCCGAAGCCGCGUCCGACAGCAUCAAAUCGACCGUGAUGGAGUCAGACAUGCCAGCGCCAUUCCAGUCGAGUGUGUUGUCUAUCUGCCAACGCCUUGCCGCCACAUCGGGCGAGUCGGACGUGUUGUGCAGUAAACUGAAGACGUGGCUAACCCAGCAAUAUGGCAACACGUGGCAUGUCGUUGUGUCGUCCGGGUCGCGGGACUUGGUCGGCGCUGUGCAUUGGAAUGCCGGGACGUUUUUGGACGUCGUGAUUGUCCCGUCCCUCUCGUCCGUGUCAAAGAAGCAACAAGCGCAGCAACACGUGCGCUUCCUCAUGUACCAACACGGUGGGUUCGACGGAUCAUUGGAUCUCAUCACGCUGCUCCAUCGCGUGUGCUUGGUUCUGGCCGCCAUGGCCGGGGCGCUCUUUGUCUUUUACCGCAUGUCGUACCGCCCCGAGUGUGUCCAUGUCGCAGAUGACAUCGAGUGUACCGACGCAGAACAUGUCAAAGCUGUGGCCGGUGACCAUGGACAGUUCAUUGCGACCGUGGUCGUUGUUGUGCUCAUUGGCGCCGCGUCGCUCCUCCGAGUCAGCCGCAAUGCCAUUCGCCAAAAGGUCAAGCACAUUUAGUCGCCGUCGAGUGUGCCAAGCUGGAAUCGAAUGAAUGGUCAAAGGAAUUGCGGGACUUGCAACUCCAUCGAGUCCGUGCCGCGUCCCGAGCAUAGUGUAUCCAAUGACGCCACACUUUCGAACUCGUGCAAGAUCGACACAUGUGGCCAUCGCGCCCCUCCGCGCGAUCGCCAUCCGUCGGCGCACCGCACCAGCUCAAGCACAAUGCCAGAUCACAAACUUUCAUAGCUA